AUGGUAGUGUAUUCACAAAAACAAAACGACGUUAAUGUCUUUAAAAUUUUAAUUAUUUCAUCAAUUAAAUUAGGAAAAGAUGUUACUCAGUUUGAAGAAACAAUGAAACAAAAUGGAAUGAAUUUUGAAUUGGCAUUAGCUAAAUAUAAUAUUGAAAAGUAUGAUGAAGCAUUUUCAUUACUUGGUUCAGAUGAAAAGGAUAAAGUGUUAAAAGCACAAAUACUUCAAAAACAAGGAAAAUUUAAUGAGGCUGCAAAAAUUUAUACUGAAGUAUUAGAAAUUACUAAACAACCUAAAACUGGAAUUUUAACUAAUUUAGCUGCUUGUAUUGUUUCUGAUCAAUCAAUUGACUCAUCUCUUCUUGGUACUAAAACAUCUGAUUAUAUUAGUGAGACUUAUGGAAAUGCUGCUUUGAUUAUGUUAAGAAAAGGAGAAAUUACUAAAGCUGAAUCUUAUUUCAAUAAAGCAUUGGGAUCUUCUGCAUUAACUAAUCAUACCAUUGUUGAUGAUAAAAAUGAAAACCAAUUUGGUGAGGAUGAUAGUAAACUUAAAGCAUUACAAAAACGUAAAGAAAAAAGACAAAGAAGAAGACAAAGAAAAAUGAUUAAAAAGCAUGGUAAAGUAGAUCCUAAAACACUUGACCCCGAACGUUGGCUUCCAUUAUAUCAACGUAAGAAAAAGCAAAAGAAAGGUGGAAAGAAAUAA
This is a messenger RNA of Entamoeba dispar SAW760, 705 nucleotides long. RefSeq lists its product as uncharacterized. Gene Ontology annotation, molecular function: ribosome binding; protein binding; 7S RNA binding. The transcript has a single exon. Gene Ontology annotation, cellular component: signal recognition particle, endoplasmic reticulum targeting. The record is from RefSeq and is a predicted model, not a curated record. Lineage: Eukaryota; Evosea; Mastigamoebida; Endamoebidae. Gene Ontology annotation, biological process: SRP-dependent cotranslational protein targeting to membrane. The coding region runs from base 1 to 705 and encodes 234 amino acids.